AUGGAUGAUGCUGAUCUUGUCACUUUCCCUAUAUUUCCAGAUGAUUAUCGAAGUCAAAACAGUCUUCUCUAUGCUUGCUUUCAGGCGAAUAUUGUCGCUUUCAUUUCCGCUAUAAUACCCCGUCUUUUCGUCACUGGGUUCACCUUCGCCCAGCCGUUUCUCAUCAAUGCGACAUUAGACUUCAUCGAACAGACACACCACGAUACAAAUUUUGCCAAGGGGCUGGUCUGUGCAUGGGCUAUCGUAUACAUUGGCCUUGCUGCAUCCACGUCGAUAUACCAAUAUCAGAAUUUCCGAUUUGUCACAAAACUACGUGGAAGCUUGAUUGCUCUGAUUUACCAACGAACUCUCCAGACUCGAUCAGCGGAUCUCGGGGAAAUCACCGCGGUUUCUCUAAUGGGAACAGACGUCGAGCGUAUAGUAGCGAGUUUGGAAAUGUUUCACGAUACAUGGGGCUCUCUGCUGGAAAUAGGUAUUGCAAGCUGGCUACUUGGGAGACAGGUCUCUUUAGCUUGCGUUGCACCCCUUGCUCUUAUUCUUGUGUUCAUCGCAGCAACAUCGAGAAUCUCAUUCUAUCUAAAGGACGCGCAAGUCAAAUGGAUCGAGAAGGUUCAGAAGCGACUGAGAGCUACCUCUGCAAUGCUAGGUGAUAUGAAGGCCGUGAAGAUGCUUGGGCUCUCUCGGAAGAUGCUACCCCUCAUACAAGAUCUGCGGAUAGAAGAGAUCAACACUUCACAUUCCUACCGAAAGUAUUUUAUCGCGAUGAUAAUGCUAUCAUUGACACCUCUCAACCUAGCACCAGUCAUUACUUUUGGCGUUUACAUCAUCAUCGCCUUAUAUUGGAAACAUGAUUCCCUCUUCACGGCUCAAGCCUUCACGUCGUUAUCUCUUAUCACGCUCCUCACGACACCAGUGGUUGUCUUCAUCCAGGGCCUCCCACAAGUCAUCCAAUGCAUUGGCAAUUUCAACAGAAUCCAAGAAUUCUGCAGUUACACGUCUGAAUCAGAUAUAAAAUAUGACAGGGCUCUAGAACAGGAGAAAGAGGGGUCUAUCAAGCUGGGAAGUGACGAGCUUUCUUGGAAUACGGCGAAUCCAUUGGCUGUUUUGAAAGAUGUCUCUGUGAGUAUCAGCCGAGGAACAAUAACCGCAAUUGUUGGCCCGGUCGGCAGUGGAAAGUCAAGUCUUCUCAAUGCGCUAUUGAGAGAACUCGUUCCAGUGCCUUCCUCGAAUGUGUCAUCUAAUCAAGCGAUGAAACCCCAGAAAGUACAAAUUGGGCAAAAGGAGGAAAUGGCCUAUUGUUCACAGCAAGCCUGGCUUGAGAAUGGGACAGUUCGGCAAAACAUUAUAGGUGCAUCGCCGUGGGAUCAAAAAUGGUACGGAAGAGUCCUGUACGUGUGUGGGCUUGAGGAUGACCUGGAACGCCUGGAAAGGGGUGAUUAUACAGAGAUUGGUAGCAAGGGGAUGAAUCUGAGCGGGGGACAAAAGCAGCGUGUUGCUUUAGCUAGAGCUGUUUAUUCUCGGCGAAGCAUUAUACUCUUGGAUGAUGUGUUCAGUGGGAUGGAUGCCCAUACCAUCAAAAUCGUUUCUGAUCGUCUAUUUGGACGUGAUUCCGGGAUACUGCGUGGUAAUAGGACGACUGUGGUCUUGGCUACACACAAUGAAAAAAUCAUGGGGUUGGUGGAUACAAUUAUUUUGCUUGAUAAUGGCCGAAUUGUGGAUUUUAACAGCCCCGGGACCCUACCACAAGCAGGGAAAUCUUCUAUAGACAAACUUGGAGUAUCAGAAAGUGACUCCUCCGACCUGGAGGUGGCUACAAAAGCGCAUCAUAUACAUCCCACUAAACAUCUAAAUGCCCCCACAAAGGGCACCUGCGAGCUAGCUGUCCGAGAUUGGGAUGCUACCUGGGCCACCGAAAAUGUCGAAUCGGAACCACCUCAAGACCAGAGGCGCAAGGCUGGUGACGCAUCGAUAUAUUCCUACUACGUUGCUAGCUCCGGCUAUUUCGCUGUUAUUAUGUAUCUGAUAUCCAUGGCGCUUUGGAUAUUUUGUAUUGAGUUUUCCACGAUCUGGGUUGACUGGUGGUCUGCUGCAAAUUCCAAGAGACCGAAUCAAAACUUGGGUAUGUAUAUGGGCAUUUAUGUCAUGCUAGGGGUUGUUGGAACUAUCGCUGCCUGCAUUUCUGCUUGGUUUGCCAUUAUAUCUAUUAUAUCGAACUCGGCGAAUAAGCUUCACUACGAUCUACUCAAGGCCACUCUCAGCGAAGACAUGGAGUUGAUAGAUAUGGUCCUUCCAACAACGGCAUUGAAUUACACGUCAACCUUGAUCUCAGUGUUUGCACAGAUCAUUAUUCUAGCAGCCUUUUCGAGAUCACUAGCCGUUGCUCUACCUAUUAUAUUUGCGUUUCUGUAUAUCCUUCAGAGAUUCUACCUUCAAACAUCCCGGCAGAUGCGUCUCCUCAUGAUCGAAGCAAAAGCACCACUAUACACCCUCUUCUCCGAAGCAGAAUCAACACAAGGGUCUGCAGGACCUGGAGCGCGCACUGCUGGAGAUGGCGCAAUCACAAUUCGGGCCUUUAGCUGGCAAGCCUUCUACCAGUCGCGUGCAUCGAAUCUAGUAGAUCAAUCCCAGCGUCCGAUGUAUAUGCAAAGCUGUGUACAGAAUUGGCUAGGCUUCGUCAUGAAUCUCACAACGGGUAUUCUAGCCGUUAUCAUUGUCGCGACCGUGUUUAAUUGGCAGAAGAAACUUGAUAUUAGCGCUGGGGGUGUUGGCGUUUCGCUGGUUAUUAUCAUUGGAAUGGGUGAGACGUUGGGCCGUCUUAUCAAGGAAUGGACUAAGCUCGAGUCGAGUAUUGGGGCUGUCGCGAGAGUUAAGCGCUUCGUUGCUGAGACAGAGAAAGAAGAUGACGGGGAAAUCCUUGCGAAUUCCCCUACUGAGGAUUGGGCCUUGACUGGCUCUAUUGAGUUUGUAAAUGUGGUUGCAAGGUUUAGACCUGAGACUGAGCCGGUGCUUAAAGGAGUAACACUGUCUGUACAACCCGGUGACCAUAUGGCUAUUUUUGGCCGUUCCGGAAGUGGAAAAACCUCUCUAAUUAUGAGCCUUCUGCGAAUGAUUCAUACUACUGCGGGGCAAAUACUCAUUGACGGAGUCAAUAUAAAUUCCCUGCAGUCCACAGAAGAUCUCCGCUCGCGUAUCAACGUUGUGCCACAAGAUCCAUUCAUUCUACCCGGGGCAACUGUACGAUUUAGCAUCGAUACAUCAUGUACCUCUUCGGACGACGAAAUAAUUCAUGCGCUGAAGCGUGUUGGCUUCGGACAGCUGAUUCAAGGCCCAGAUGAUUUGGAUCAGAGAGUUGAGGACCUAGCCCUAUCUACGGGUCAGACGCAGUUACUAUGCUUUGCAAGAGCUAUAAUCAAGAAGGAAAGCUCCAAGAUUCUGGUUUUAGAUGAAGCUACAAGCAGCUUGGAUAGCGAAGCGGAGUCUCUCAUACAAGAUAUCGUGGAUACCGAGUUCAUAGAUUGUACCGUCAUAUCUGUUAUGCACAGGCUUACACAUGUCCAGUUCUACAACAAAGUUGCACUUUUGGAUGCCGGGUCGAUAGUCGAAUUCGGCGAGCCUGGUGCCUUGCUGGCGGAGGAUACUCAGUUUGCAGAGCUGUAUAGAUCUUCAUUGAAAUAA
Penicillium angulare is the source of this 3675-nucleotide messenger RNA. RefSeq names its product ABC transporter. Gene Ontology annotation, molecular function: ABC-type transporter activity; ATP hydrolysis activity; ATP binding. Gene Ontology annotation, biological process: transmembrane transport. Gene Ontology annotation, cellular component: membrane. The transcript has 12 exons. NCBI's taxonomy places the organism in Eukaryota, Fungi, Ascomycota, Eurotiomycetes, Eurotiales, Aspergillaceae. The record is from RefSeq and is a predicted model, not a curated record. The coding region runs from base 1 to 3675 and encodes 1224 amino acids.